UGGCAAAGUGUUGUCUGGUGCGUGGUGCGGACGUGUUUGACAGUUAUUCAAAAAUGGGGCCUGAAGUCUAUAAGACUGGCUGCUUCUGAGUCAAAUCCGGUCUGAGAGUGACCCCUGCAAAUGUAUAUAAUACCAUAUUGUUUUUUUGUUUUUCCAACGUGUUAUUAAGCGGAAAAAACAAAUGAAUGAACACGUGAAGGAGAAGAAAGCAGGCAGUUUGAAAGCGGGCAACGAACCUAGCUGACCGAAGAAUCUGUAAAUAAGGUCCGAAGAAGAAUGAAUCAGGAGUGAGUCAUCUUCUAUCAAAACGAUCUUUGACGCUUAGCUAAAGUGCUAAAGCUAAGGACCGACAGGCGGACCACACCGACCGGGCAGCACGUCCCUCUCUCCGGUAUGAUGCCCGGCGACAGCAGCAUGGCCUCCAUCGUGCAGAGAAUCGCCCGGCAAGCUCUCAUUACCUUCCGAAGCCCGCCUCGGUUUGGAGACGAGCCCGCUAAAUCCUUCCUGGAGAACCAGAACAAACUAAGGAGCCUAAUGACGGAAAUACGAGCCUCGGAUCUGCAGCUCGUCCCGCGGAGAUCCGACGACAUUCCCUCGGGGCUUCCGUACCACGACCCCCCGGUCACCUACAUGCACAUCUGCGAGACGGACCAGUUCAGCAUGGGGGUGUUUCUGCUGAAAAAUGGAGCUUCCAUACCUCUGCACGACCACCCGGGGAUGCACGGCAUGCUGAAAGUCAUGUAUGGAAAGGUCAGGAUCAGUUGUUUUGACAGGUUGGAGCAGACCGACGCGCCCCCUCCUGCAACCCCGCAUCAGGUGGGCUCUCUGCGGCGUUCCCUGCUCCGAUCUACCGCUGAAUUCACGGAGGAAAGUGGGCCAUGCGUGCUCUCUCCGGACCGGGACAACCUGCACCAGAUCGACGCUGUGGACGGACCCACUGCGUUCAUGGACAUCCUGGCCCCUCCGUACGACCCGGACGAGGAUAGGGACUGUCAUUAUUAUAAGGUUCUUGCAGAAGGAGAGGUCAAAACAUCAGAAAAGGACAAGGAGGUUUGGCUCAUGGAGAUCUCACAGCCUCCGGAAUUCUGGUGCGGAGGGGAGCCGUAUCCAGGCCCGGAGGUUUGCCUUUGAGCCUGCCGUAAAACGUCUCCUUUUCUCGGGCUGCACUUGGCACAAGGCCGGGGAUUUAUUUUUGGACAAUGGGCUAUAAAGGAAGGGUCACUGUAAAUCAUUACUGAAGCCAUCACAUGCAUAAAGAGGGUCUGCAUUUAGCUGUGCAGAUGAGAUGGUCCUGCAACUGUUUGUCGACUAAUCACCAACUAAUUUAAUAGUCGAUUAAAAGUCAUUUUUCAUGCAAAUGUGUCAGAAAAUGCUGUUUCAUGACCCUCAAAUAAUAUAAUCCUAUAGUGGAUAUCUGUUGGUUUUGGACCAGAGGUUUCAAGACACCUUGGACUUUAAGAAACCUGGGAUGGACACUUCUCUGGGUUCUUAGAGCAAACCCCUAAUAGUGAAAUAAUCAGCCCUGCAGCCAACAAUAAGGUGAAGUCCUUGUUUUGUUUUGCUCACAUCGCUGCCAAGCAAGUGAUAUAUAUAACUCAAGUUUACAUUUCACUUGAACAAAAAGAUAUUGGAGUCCCAAGGCAAGUUUGUACUGAGAUCCAAACAUUUCUCAAUCUCUAUUAAGGGUCAAAUCAGCUGAAUGAGUUAUUUUGUGUGUUUCACUUCUAAUGCACUGGGAUCUAAAACACAUUUCAGAUCAUUCAGAAAGACAUGAAAUCUGAGUGUCAAGCAUUGGUCUUUCUGUUUAUCAAAUAUAUCACGUUGGAGAAGACAUUUCAAUGUUCUGGUGAUAUCAGCAGGAUUUCUGCUUUGCCACUGAACACUUUAAAUGUUUCAUCUCAUGCAUUUCUGCCUUUAUUUGGUGGGUUCGGUUUAAUUAAAGGCGGUGUCAUUGUGUAAAAGCAUACCAUCAAUCAGGUGACUGGUUUGAAAUCUGAAAAGCACCAAAAUUGGAGCUGUAAAUGAUCUGAGUAAUGAGCUUAAAAUAAGACCCUGUAAGGUAUUUUUUUGCAAAAGAGAUGCCAAGAAAUGAUGAGAUUGAUGCAGGGUGCUAAUGCUGCGUUCAAGAAUAAUCAGAAAGGCUGAGUUGGCUUCUAAAUCUAAAUCUUUUAAGAACACAUGUCAGCUUUCAGUAAUGCAUGCAGUUAUACAAACAGUUGCUGUGAGUUGCAUGUGUUCACGCUGCAGAACUGAUUAUGAAUAAUAUACUUGUUCCCGACUUCUGGCUGCACUUGAAUGCAGCAUUCAAAACAACCUGAGCUGAGAAUCCUCUGAGGAAAUGUCCCGAACCUCAGAAACAUGUUUUAUCGUCUUCCUGCUUCUGGAUUUGUGGCGUUUUGUUCCAGAAGUUCUGCUUUUUGAAGAAUGAAAAAUGUCUCAAACUCUCUAGGGUUUAUUCUUGAGUUUAGGACUUUGAGGGCAUUGUUUGUUUGCAACAUGUGCACUAAAUGAAGUGUCCCUCUUUUACCACAUAUGGAAGGAAAGGUUUUCAAUAUUUGUCUCGAAUGUCUAAUAAGGUAAAUAACGUUUGAAUUCCAGUUUGAAGGAAAUCAGAGGGGCAAGGUGAAUUUGUGAGUUUGGGUUUCUUAUAAAAUAUGAAAUGCUAGCUUAGGAUAAAAUAAAUAAAACUUAAGUAACAACAUG
This is a messenger RNA of Gymnodraco acuticeps, 2703 nucleotides long. It is a transcript of the gene adob, whose product is annotated as 2-aminoethanethiol (cysteamine) dioxygenase b. Gene Ontology annotation, cellular component: mitochondrion. The transcript is spliced from 2 exons. Bases 394 to 1131 code for a protein of 245 amino acids. Gene Ontology annotation, molecular function: oxidoreductase activity, acting on single donors with incorporation of molecular oxygen, incorporation of two atoms of oxygen. Lineage: Eukaryota; Metazoa; Chordata; Actinopteri; Perciformes; Bathydraconidae. The record is from RefSeq and is a predicted model, not a curated record.